Messenger RNA from Danaus plexippus (monarch butterfly), 2714 nucleotides. RefSeq names its product stromal membrane-associated protein 1. The transcript is spliced from 5 exons. Gene Ontology annotation, molecular function: GTPase activator activity; metal ion binding. The record is from RefSeq and is a predicted model, not a curated record. The coding region runs from base 105 to 1490 and encodes 461 amino acids. NCBI's taxonomy places the organism in Eukaryota, Metazoa, Arthropoda, Insecta, Lepidoptera, Nymphalidae.
CACUUUGUUCGAUUGUCACUUUUGCUUUAUGAUCUGUCUUCUACAAAUAAGCAGUAUUUCACAUCCACCCUUAUUUUUCUAUUAUCAGCUGCUUAAUCACAGAAAUGGCUUCUAAAAGUGAAAAAGAACGUGCUAAACAAAUUCAAGAUCGAUGUCAGAAUAUUUUGAUUCAAUUACUUAAAGACGAGGACAAUAAAUACUGUGUUGAUUGUGACGCUAAGGGUCCCCGCUGGGCGUCAUGGAACCUGGGCAUAUUCCUCUGCAUUCGUUGCGCCGGUAUACACAGAAACCUCGGGGUCCACAUCUCCAAGGUGAAGAGUGUGAAUUUGGACUCGUGGACAACUGAACAAGUGGUAUACCUUCAACAGAUGGGCAACUCUAGAGCUCGUGCUGUCUAUGAGGCCAAUCUGCCGGACUCCUUCCGGAGACCUCAAAAUGACACUUCGUUAGAAGCCUUCAUUCGCGCCAAAUACGAGCAGAAGAAAUACAUAGCGAAGGAAUGGGUUCCUCCCCCUAUGCCGAAAGUGAACUGGGAUAAAGAAAUAGAUGAGGAAUUAGAAAAACAGAAACGCAAGAAAAGAGCCACAACAUCCGGUCUGGGGCCAUUACCGGCUCCGUCAGCUGAUAAGAAGUAUAAUAAAUCUGAUGUGAUUCCGAGUUUACCAAAACCAAAAUCGUCAGUCAGUCCCAAAUUGGGUAGAAAUACGCCUACCAAUCAAGUAGAGACCAAGACAUCUGAUAUAUCUGCUGAUCUUCUGGGCUUAGAUACAAAACAAGAAACAAAACCUCCAAAUAAUGAUGACAUAUUCUCUAGUUUCUUCUCAGCACCUCAGGAAAAACCAGCUGAAAAACCGGCGGAAGUCAAACCAGAUCUUAAGACUGAGGAGGAAAAUUUCUUCAAACAACCGGCUCCUACGGAAAAAGAAAAAUCAAAACUUACAAAAGACAGCAUACUUGCUUUGUAUAGCCAAACACCAGCAAAUACAUUAGCAAAUCAGUUCAACCAAGUCCAACCCCAGCCUGGUAAUACUCUAGCCAACCAAUUUAACCCUGUCCCGUCUCAGCCCGGCCUGGCAAUGGCCAAUCAGUUCACUGUCCCACCACAACAAUCUAAUACUCUGACCAACCAAUUCAAUCCUGUUCAGCCACAAACCGGUAAUCUAGGAAAUCAAUUCAACCCAGUCCAAUCCCAGAGUGGGGCGUUUGGGUUCGGUCAAGUCUACCAACCACCACCGCCAGCAGCAUUCAAUAACAUGAGUAUGCCUAAUGGCAUGCAGACUUUCAACCAAUUUCCACCAAUGGCAAAUCAAUUCCAGCCGUUCCAGAAUCAAAUAUCCCAGCCCUUACCUCAACAGGCCUUUCCACAAAACCAGCAAUUCUUCAAUGCACAACAAGCACCGUUAUCUCAACAGUUCAGCGGACUCAAUUUAGGCCAAGGUUUCAAUGCAUUCCCACAGAAUCCUAACGUUGCAAGCAAUACAUGGCAAUAAUGACAUAUAAUUUCUACGAGCAUUGUAGAUAUCGCAAAAUAUUAGGGCAUACCUGUAUUAGGUAGCGCCCAAUCGAGUCCCCAAUAGCCUUAUAUUUUUUUUAUAAUAUUGACGUUUAGACGUCAAGUGACAAGUUCAUGGUUACUAUAGACAAUAAUUGUCGCUCUCAAUAAUGGAGACAUCUUUUUUGUUCUAGUUAUUUACAGACGUCUAUUUAGAAAUUGUAUGCGAUUCUGCGGUCGUUCAGGCGUUUCAUCACCGAGACAAUUUAAAGUUUUUUUUUUUAAUAUAAAGACCUAUACUUUCUUAAAAAUCAUAAUUUAGGAUGUUGCAAUUUUAUGUAAUGUUUUAAUGUCUAAUUUAUGCGUGGACAGUGUUGCGUAUACAUUUUAUCGAUACUUAAAUUAAUAUUAGAUUUAUUUAUUUUUACGUAUUCCAAAAAAUAAUAAUGUUGUCAUCUAUAUUCAAAUUGAUUGUCGUUUAUUAAAUAUCACCUGCCAAUUUCACUCGCAGUCUCGGUGUGGCGAUUGAAAAAAAAAUCAAAUUAUAUUCGUAUUUUCUUGUGCAAUUAAAUUAUUUUUCCGUAUACACCUAUUAUUAUAGAAAUUAUAUUUUUUAAUAACUACUUUACACAUUAUUUUACUUAAUAUCAUGCACGUUUUAAAUAAGUUCUUAGUGUUGUGUGUAUGUAUAUAAUGAUAGUAUUAUAUUGAUUCCCGUUUCUAACUGAAAAUAAUUUUAGGUUAUGUCCCAUUAUUUCUGAGGACCAAAGCAAUAGAAGAAAAUAUAAAUGAUGUAUAUAACAAAAUAUUCGUGUUUAAUGAAUGAAAUUAGAAUUUAGAUAUUUCCUAAAACAUCCUGUUACAAUAUGAAUUAUCGGAUUUUUCCUAGAUGAAGAACAUUUCUCUGACAGCAGUCUGACCUGUUGAAUAAUAAAUGUGUUAGUUCGGUUUAAAUAUUUAUCUUGAUAUAAACAUCGCAAUACAAUAUUUAAUUACUUUUAAAACUCAAAAUAUUUCUUAUAUACUAUACGUGUAUGUUUAUUGCUGGAGUGCGUGUGGUGCAUUGGAGUAACAUUUACUUAAUUUUUUUUUAAAUAAUAUCGUAUGUAAAUUGCGUUAGAUCUUUAUUCAUUUAUGUCCGUCGCCAUUUUGUUAUAAGUUAUUGUAAUUAUUUUGAGUAUUAAAUAUGUUUAUUUUUUAAAUAAAUCACCUUUCUAUUGAA